AUGACCGACCUAACGCCAACACUAAACACCCUCCUCUCCGCCAAAAAUGGACGGCCCAUUCCACCCCCAUCAAGCAGGACUCCAUCAACCGAGGUCGCAGACGAGUUCCUCAAGGAGGCCCAUCGCAUCAACUCCCACAUAACCUCCCUCCUAAAAUACCUCCACUCAAUCCGCCACGCCUACCUAACAACAACUGCCAACCCCCGCCGCCAAACCAAAGACACACCCACAUCCACAUCCUCAAUCUCCAUCUCCACCACCCCCUCCCACCACCAAACAAACCUCACCGACCCGGAACGCGAUGAAAUCGACACCUCAACAGCCCUCCUCCUCCGCGACCUCGCAACAUCCAUAACAAACCUCUCCUCCGCCGAAACCCUCCGCCAAGAAACCUCCGCCUCCAUCCUGCGCAAGAAAUACGGCCACAGCGCCGCAGGCGCACUCCUCUGGCGCUGGGCCGGGGGCGGCAGCGCCCUCGACGAGAACGCGGCGCAGGAGGGUAAAUCCGCGGAGCAGAUUGAGGCGGAGGAGAAGGCGAAGAGCAUUGCUGGUGUGCGGGAGGGGGUGCUUUGGUUUUUGAGGAGGGGGUUGGAUGGGGUUGCGGGUGUGCAGAGGGGGAUGGUGGAGAAGAGGAUUGAGAGGGCGAGGGAGAGGGAGAAGAGUGUUUUGUAUAAGAGUGCCGGUGGUGCUGCUGGUGCUGGCGGUGCGGGGAAGGGUGGGGAUGUGUCUAGGACGGUGGAUGUUUCGACGUCGAUGCAGGCGCCUGAUGCGACGGUGUUGAGUGAGGCCGAGACGGCGCGGAUCGAGGCGCAGUUAUCUCCGGAGCAAUUGCAGUUGUUUGCUGAGGAGAAUGAUACCAUGUUGAGGCAUUAUGAGGAUACUUUGGGGAAAGUACAAAAUGCAGAAAAAUCCCUCUUGGAAAUAUCCUCCCUCCAAGAAACCCUCGUCUCCCAUCUCGCCACACAAGAAGAGUACAUCUCACAAUUGGUCAGCGACGUGGACACGACGCAGAGCAAUGUGGGCCGUGGUAAUAAAGAGCUUAAGCGCGCGACGGAGCGCCGGAGUACGGCGCAAGCUGUGUUUUGGGGCACCGUUGGAUUGUGUACCUGGCUGGUCGUGUGGGAUCUAGUGUUUUAA
Molecule: messenger RNA, 1137 nt
Organism: Penicillium cataractarum
Lineage: Eukaryota; Fungi; Ascomycota; Eurotiomycetes; Eurotiales; Aspergillaceae
Exons: 3
Coding region: 1-1137 (378 amino acids)
Biological process (GO): retrograde vesicle-mediated transport, Golgi to endoplasmic reticulum
Cellular component (GO): endoplasmic reticulum; SNARE complex
Source: RefSeq, a predicted model, not a curated record